AUGGGAAGACGCUGGGCUGUCAAGCUUUUGGGUGGUUCCCUCGCGGGCCUUACCGGCACGUACGUAGCUGUGCGUCGUGAGCAUGAGCGCUGCGCCAUGCCCAAGGGCACGAAGUACAGCGUGCCUUCCGCGUUGAAGUCGCGUUCUACUAUGUCACUGGCGCUUCGGCAGGAUGAGUUCGACGUGCUCGUGAUUGGCGGUGGCUGCACAGGCAGCGCGGUUGCGCUGGAUUGCGCCACACGUGGUCUGAAAUGCGCUCUGGUGGAGGCUGACGACUUCGCGUCUGGGACUUCCUCCAAAAGCACUAAGUUACUGCAUGGUGGCAUUCGCUACCUGGAGAGUGCGCUGCUCCGGUUGGAUUUCAAGGAGCUGCAGUUCGUAUGGAAGGCCCUGGAAGAGCGUGCGCACUUGAUAUUCGCCGCACCUUUCGCAAAUCCGCCAAUUCCUAUUGUUCUUCCGAUCUACCAGUUAUGGCAGAUUCCCUACUUCUGGUUCAACAUCAAGAUUUAUGAGCUCUUGGCACGUUUCUUCUGCUGCAACGAGACCGGAGUGCCAUCGUCCUUCUACACUGGCAAGGCCAACACUUUGGACUACUUCCCUCCCCUUCGUGCUGAAGGUUUGCUGGGAGCCGUUGUUUACUAUGAUGGUCAACAUGACGACUCUCGUACCAACCUCCUAAUGGCGCUGACAAGUACCAUUGACAACUAUGUCCCCGGCCAGGUCGGUGCUACCGUUGUGAAUCACACGGAAGUUGUCGACCUCCUGAAAGAUGGUGAAGGCAAGGUAAGGGGCGCAACGGUGGUCGACAAGUGCACCGGUGAGAAGUUUGAUGUUAAGGCUAAGGUUGUUGUGAAUUGCAGUGGACCUUUCGCUGAGAAAGUUCGUCAGAUCGGCAACAACGAUGGCAAGGAAAACAUGUUGCACUCCCGCGGCACGCACAUUAUUUUGCCCGCAAGUUACGCUCCUACUCAGUACGGUAUGGUAAUUCCGAAGACCACCGAUGGUCGUGUUCUGUUCACCCUGCCGUGGCGUGGAGAGACGCUUGUGGGUACCACUGACAACAAGGACGACUUGCAGUGGAACCCUAUGCCGAAGAAGCGCGACGUUGAUUUCAUUUGCAAGGAUGCUGCGAUUUAUUUGAACUGCAGCGAGGAGGCGAUUCGUCGUGACAUCAAGUCUGUAUGGUCUGGGUUGCGACCGCUUCUGAAGGGCCUUGACGACCAGCCUGACAACCAGAAGACCGACUCGUUAUCUCGUGGCCACGUUAUUCACGUCGACCGCCAGAAUCUGGUUAAUGUAUAUGGUGGUAAAUGGACAAUUUGUCGUUUGAUGGCCGAGGAGUGCGUUGAUCGCGUCGUGAAGUUGGAUCCUACUUUGAAGCCCAAGACUGCUUGCCGCACCCGUAACAUGCGUCUAUAUGGCACGCACAACGCCAAGGGACAGUACCAGCCGCAUGAGAUCCGACCAUUCUUUAACACCUUAAGCGGGGAGCUGCGUACCGAGUUCCCAGGCCUCACUCCUGACCAGGCUAAUCACCUCGUUCAAAGCUACGGCUAUAACGCUCGUGACGUUGCGCGCAUGUCUGCUGAGUCAGGCAUGUUGAAACCGAUCCACCCUGAGUACCCAUAUCUGCAGGGUGAGGUUCUGUACGGCAUUCGCCGGGAAUACGCGUGCACUCCGCUUGACAUUUUGGCUCGUCGUACUCGUUUGGCGUUCCGCGACCACAAGGCAGCAUCUGCAGUGCUGGACUCCGUGUGUGACAUUAUGUCUAAGGAGCUUUCAUGGGACAGUACGCGCCGCAGUGAACUGCGUUCCAAGGCGACUGAGUUCUUCAAUUCAAUGGAGAUCCCCGUGGUUUGA
Babesia ovata is the source of this 1860-nucleotide messenger RNA. RefSeq names its product FAD-dependent glycerol-3-phosphate dehydrogenase. Gene Ontology annotation, biological process: glycerol-3-phosphate metabolic process. The coding region runs from base 1 to 1860 and encodes 619 amino acids. NCBI's taxonomy places the organism in Eukaryota, Apicomplexa, Aconoidasida, Piroplasmida, Babesiidae. Gene Ontology annotation, molecular function: glycerol-3-phosphate dehydrogenase (quinone) activity. Gene Ontology annotation, cellular component: mitochondrion; glycerol-3-phosphate dehydrogenase (FAD) complex. The record is from RefSeq and is a predicted model, not a curated record. The transcript has 3 exons.